UAGGUUAGUAUGGAGUAGACUUCGUUUUGAUUUCGAAUGGCAUGACUUUUGCCCACACUCUUUUAGUAGUUUAUUAUAGAACAAUGUCCACCGCGUCAACUGUAUUGAUGCCGCUUGGCGUCCGUGCUAUGAAAAUAUUAGAACGUGAAAAAUUCACUCGUAAGAUCCAAACGCCCGUAUUGAAAGUUCCAGCAGAGAAGUUGUCAAAAAUCACACCAAAUUGCAAGGAUUACUUCCUUAAGUUAGAGAACUUUAAACCUGUUCAGAAUGACAGUGAUAACAAGCUAAAAUGCAUCUACUUUAACCCUGAUAAAAUCAAUUUGUAUACCGACAUAUCUGAAAGUCAUCGCCAGGGACUUUUAGAAGUUGGAAUCACUGAAACUAACUUUGAGUUGAAAGAUGUUCAGCUGUCUUAUGAGAACUGGUCAUAUGGAACAAUCUUCAAGGCUGUGCUGCCAGAAAACGAAGAUAUAGUCAGCGGUUUCACUCAAGUCGGGCACAUCAUUCAUCUAAACUUGAAGGAUCAUCUAUUGGAGUACCGUUCACUAAUAGGUCAGGUGUUUGUGGACAAGAUCAAGAGUUGCCGGACUGUGGUGAACAAGAGCAGCAUCAUUGACAACACCUACCGUAACUUCAGUAUGGAAGUCAUAGCUGGGGAAGAAGAUUUCAUUGUGACUGUUAAAGAAAACCAGUGCAACUUUCUGUUUAACUUUUCUAAAGUUUAUUGGAAUUCGCGUCUUGGACAAGAACAUGAGAGGAUCCUUGGUUUUUUAAGGCCGGGAGAUGUGUUGUUUGAUGUUUUUUGUGGCGUAGGCCCAUUUGCCAUACCGGGGUAAAGAAGAAGUGCAAAGUAUUUGCUAAUGAUUUAAACCCGGACUCCUUUAAAUGGUUAAACCAAAAUGCCAAGCUGAAUAAACUUAACACGAGUCUUUUUAAGUCAUUUAAUAUGGACGGGAAGGAUUUUAUUUUAAAUAAUU
This is a messenger RNA of Leguminivora glycinivorella, 977 nucleotides long. RefSeq names its product tRNA (guanine(37)-N1)-methyltransferase. The transcript has a single exon. Bases 42 to 836 code for a protein of 264 amino acids. The record is from RefSeq and is a predicted model, not a curated record. Gene Ontology annotation, cellular component: cytoplasm; mitochondrial matrix. NCBI's taxonomy places the organism in Eukaryota, Metazoa, Arthropoda, Insecta, Lepidoptera, Tortricidae. Gene Ontology annotation, biological process: tRNA N1-guanine methylation; mitochondrial tRNA methylation.